Molecule: messenger RNA, 5260 nt
Organism: Girardinichthys multiradiatus
Lineage: Eukaryota; Metazoa; Chordata; Actinopteri; Cyprinodontiformes; Goodeidae
Gene: sh3tc2
Product: SH3 domain and tetratricopeptide repeats 2
Exons: 23
Coding region: 312-4910 (1532 amino acids)
Biological process (GO): regulation of ERBB signaling pathway; regulation of intracellular protein transport
Cellular component (GO): recycling endosome
Molecular function (GO): protein binding
Source: RefSeq, a predicted model, not a curated record
UUGAAAGUCUGAAGCCGAAACAGAUGCAGGACUAUUGCUCACUCUGACCAACUAACAUUCUUUCUCUUUUUGGACUCCUGUGCUUUUUGACAGUGAGGAAUGACAGCACAGUCAGCAGUUAUAAUGACAGCUGCAUAGUGAAACAGCAUUCUUUCUAAAGGGGAGAUUUAGAGAAAUCCAGCAAAGUAUGAGAGGAAUGAAUUGAGUUGGGGAGAACUGGCAGUAACAGAGAGGUCGGUCCCCAGCCCGCUCUCUGUGCUCUGCUGUCAUGAGACGGACUGCUGCGUCCAGAUAGGCAGGGACAUAGGUCAAUGUGCAACAUGGGUAACACACUUAGCCAAGAAGACAUCUCCCCUGCUGAGCUGGAUGCUCUUUGGAGGGAACCGCCAUAUGGUCUUGGAGGAACAAAUGAACACUUCUCAGCCAAUUGUAUCAUGACUCAAGGUGAGGAAGAGGAAGGUCCAAUUGGAGAUUCGGGAGAAGAAGAGGAACAUGACAGCUACUGGAAGAAGAAAGAGGCCUUCCUUAGAGGAAGUAAAGUUUCAGUUGGAGAGAAAUUCUCCUCAGAAAUUGUGCUCUUGUUUACUGGGCGGAGGCGCUCCAGUAAUUUUCCAGACCUGUCCCUACAGGAGGCGCUGCGCACACGACUCCGAGUGGUAGAGAGCAACAGCAAAGACAUCACGCAGCUCUUCAAAGACCUGUCUGCUCGUCUAGUUUCUGUUCAUGCUGAGGAGGAUAGCUUUGUGCUAACAUUCAAGACUGUGGAGGAGAUCUGGAAGUUUUCAACUUACCUCUCAUUAGGUUAUGUUGCUAGAUGCUUGGAGAACUUCCUGUGCGAUCAGUCCUUCUGGCUGGACCCAGAGCUGCUUAGUGAGUUGGAGAUCAAUGUCACUGUGGAUGAAGAGCAUCUAGCCACCCUCUAUCUGGGACUUCUGCUCCAAGAAGGAUCUUUUUUUGCUAAGGCGCUGUUCACCAGAAGUGAGGAGGAUGAAGACAAUGAAGAGCAGCUGUCAUUUAAAAAGAAUGACCUGCUGGUUGUGAGGGACACGGGGCAGGACAGCAUGUGGGAAGCCACUAUGCUCUCCACGGGGAGCCACGGUCAGGUCCCGGUCAAUGCUAUGCAGCCGCUGCCCUACCCUUUCUACCAGUGGUUCCUCAGGAAGUAUCCAGGCCAUGCUGGAUGCUCAUCAGUAGAAAAGGAACUGUUUGAAAAUGCAAUUGUGACCGGUUCGUGUGAAGCCAUUGUUGACUACAAUCCAACAAGUCCAGAUGAGCUCCAGCUGAACCAAGGUGACACUGUGGAGAUCCAGGGUUUGCUGCUCCGGGGGCUUGCCAUCUUCAUAGGAAAACACACAUCCACAGGACUCACUGGAUUUGUUCACAGGGCCCAUGUCAAGCCUCUGAACACCAUACCCCUAGGCAGACAAUUGGUCUUUCUCGCUGAAGAGGAGAAGGCCAGCCUGGCUCAGGUUAACCCAUAUAGCUCAGAGCCAAGAGACAGCUGCCUGCUGGAAAGACUCUUCUCCUCAGACAUCAGCUCUGUGUACAGACUAGACAGAUUGGAUGAGGGUGACUUCAUGUAUAUACGGAAUCAGCCAAAGCAUGAUUUUAAGGGUCUUUCAAGCGCCCGUCAGAGCCUCAUGUCCGAAAGAAGUGAAGGCGCAACGCUGUAUCAGUCCUCCCCUCAUGCCUCUGUGUCUUUCUCCUCGCCACGCAUGUCCCUCCAUCAGUCCCACAAUCCUCUACCACAAGAGGGAGAGUGCCUCUCCUUCAAUCUCGAGGACACGUUUAAAGAGCUGGAUGAGUUUCAGGAGGAUCCCCCUCUCUUCAUGGAAGAGAACAGCUGGGAGGGUGAGGAGUCAGAGCUGAGUGACCCAACACUGACUCUGUUUAACCACAAACACUUUCAGGAGGACUUCCUGCCCCUGUAUGACCUACACUGUUCCUUCCUGUGGGUGACUUUCAGUGGGAAGACUGAGGAUGAGCUGACCGGACAUCUAGAGAGCGUCAGGGAGUGUGCCAAGAGACUAGGCAUGCACUGGGCACAUCGGCGUGCAUGCUUUGUCCUGGGCAGACUUUGCGCCAGAAAGCUUAAGUUCUCACAGGCACGUGUAUACUAUGAAGAAGCUCUGAGUGUCUGCAUUGACAGCUUCUCUGAUGUACCACUCCUUGUGGCUCUCUUAACAAACCUCACUGCUAUCUACCUGAAGCAGCGUAUGAUUGAUAAACUGCCCCAAACUCUGGAGAAGGCCAGUGCCCUGCUACUCUGUCUUCCCUGCCAUAUAUUCACAUCCACAGAUGAAGUUGAACUGCUGAAGCUUCUCCUGAGGAGAUCCAUUGUAUUGGGAGACAAACCUUUGGAGGCUCGUGUCUGCUACCUCAUCUCUAGCCUCUUCUUACUUCUUAAAAAGACUGAAGAUGCACUACCUUUCUUUGAACGACUUCAGUUUCUUUCGGUGACACAUUUUGCCACUGAAGGGGGGCCUAUAGCACCUUUAGACCUCAACUGGCUCUUGAGUUGGCUCUAUCAUCGUAAAUACAUGCCUCAUUUAGCACUAGCCUCCCUAAGCCUGGACUCAAGAGAGGACCAUUCACUUCAUGAUGCUUUUCAGAGGAUCGAGUUGUUCAUCAGGAACUCUGUCCGUCUGAAUCCAAGCUGGAGGGAAGGAACUUCCCUUCUCCCCGCUCAGAUAGUGGUUUACCUGCAACAGGCCCUGGCUAUAGCUGAGCAGGGUGAUGAUAUAAAGAUGCAGAGGGAUCUUUGUUUGGGUUUGGCAUUGACCUACCAGCAGUAUGGUGCACUGGAUAAAGCAGUACACUGUGCUCAACAAGCUGUGGAGACAGGAAGCCAUAUCAAUGAGGAGGAUGUCUUUGAGGCUUCAGUGCUACUUGGCUGGCUGCUGGUGUUGAUAGGUCAGGCUGAGAGGGCUCACUGUAUGUUACAACCACUGCUCACAUCACUGCAGAGCACCGAUAGCCCUACUCAGAGAGGAGUCAUCCAUAACCUCUUAGCCUUGUGCCUGAGGUAUCAGGGUCGGGUCCGAGAGGCAGGCUGGCAUCUCCACUGUGCCCUGGUAAUCUCCAAAGAGAGUGGAAACCAAAGGAAUCAGGCUCUGGCACUGGCUAACCUGGGCUGCCUGGCACUGGAUGCUGGGGCAUCACUCCUUGCAGAGCGCUUCCUGGUUAAGUCUCUGUGCCUUUUUCUGGAUCUUUGGGAGAGUCCAACUGAUGAGGAACAUGUUCAGACCUAUCUUUGGCUCGGGCGUAGCUACAAGGACAGGGGGAAGAGUCAGGACAUCAGGGCAUGCUAUGAAAUGGGGCUGCUAAUUGCACUGCAUGCCAGAAAUUUGCACAGUCAGAUGGUAGUAGCCAAGCUUCUGAGUCGGCUUUAUGCCGACAUGCUGCUCUAUGGUCAGAGUAUUGUAUACUAUGAGCACUGCGUCUCAGUGUCCAGAGAUCUGAAGGACAAGAGACGGGAGGGAGAGUAUCUGGAAAAGCUCAGCAGCCUCUACCUCUCACUCAACACAGAAAAAUCGUCUCGUAAAUCUCUUGACUAUACCAAGCAGAGUCUGAGGAUUUCUAUUGACCUGGGCAAGAGAGAGGAAGAGUCAGAGACCUGGCUGCAGGUGGGACGAAUCUAUUACCUCAUCCAGGAGGACGAGCUGGCUGACAUGUACCUCCAGGCAGCAGUGAAAACAGCCCUAAGGAUGAAUGACCCUCAUUUUGCAAUGAACAUCUAUGAGGAGGCAGGUGAUGUUUACUUUAAAGGCCACAGGAACCGGAUGGCUUCAGAGCUUUUCUACAGGGAUGGUAGUCUGCCAUUUGCACGGAGCAUAAAAGACCUCCAUUCAGAGUUCCGGUUGUUAAGUAAAUUAACAGAGCUGUUAAUGAACCAAGGAGAGCAGGAGGAAGCUCUGCAGUAUGCAACACUGGCUGUUCAAAUUGCUAAUCAAACAGGAGUUCGUGAAAAUGAGAGGACUGCUUAUCAUCGCUUGGCCACAAUUUAUUACAGCCUGCAGCAGUAUGAGAUGGCAGAAAACUACUACCUGAAGUCCCUAUCCCUGUGUCUGCCUACUCUGCAGCACCCCACAGAGGCGCGCUACUACACUAAACUCUAUUGCAGACUGGGAAACCUUACAUUGCACAAACUCAAGGAUGCUUUUGAUGCAGUGGGGUACUUCCAUUUGGCACUGGCAGCUGCUCUUGCGGACCAAACUAACCCUGAAGCUCUGUAUGUGGUGUACAUGAAAUUGGCGGAGAUCCAUGGAAACCAAAUGCCUGAUGCUCAGUUAUGCCAAUUUUACAGAGACAGAGCUCAGAGUUUGAAGAAAGUUUUGGCCGGGGUAAAAAGCUCUGCAGAUCCUAACCAAAAAAGGACGAAUUCACUGAAUGUUGAUUUUGGACAUAGAGAAGGUUUGCUUGAGAGACAUUCUAGUUUUGAUUUUGUACAUGAAGAUGAGAGGUUUGAAGAUAAUACAGCAGCAAGAGCUCAUGUGGUCCACACAGAUGCUGAAGAAAUAUUGGCAGACAUGAAUCUUGAAGGAGAUUAUGGCCAGAAGGAUCAUAGUCACUGCCUUGCUAAGACAGAGAGUUUCUAUGUAGAUGUUUCUGGCUCAGAGACGGACACCCUUGCGAGCCAUUCAUAUAGUGACAGUGUCAUAACAGGGUCCUUUGAUACGGCUAAGGAGCACAUUUCAGACUCCAGCAGCUCCACUGAAAUUUACCAGAAUCCAGCUGAACGAAAGGAUUCAGAAUUAGAUUCUGACCAGAGCAUGCCGAGUCAAAUACCGGCAAAUCCUACAAGUGAUCUCACCGGACACACAAACGCCAGAGACAUGGAUUCAGAUAUUCAAGAUGAACAAAAUACACCCACUAAAGAAAAUGGAUGCUCACCCUCAAAUAGACUAUGAUGCUGGACAGAAGGAUACUGUCACCAUGAAUAAUGAUAAAGCUAUAAGUAGGGAUAAAGCUUGGAGACACACAGAAGAAAAUAAAUGUUGACGCACACAGUAAGCACAAAUGUCGACACACAGCAUUCCAAAGACACUUCCCUUUCUCCGGCCACAUGUGUUGUUGCCAGAAAACUGAUCGAAACGUUCCAGCCGAAUGGCAGUUUUAAUUUUAACAUGUCAAUAUUGUAAAUCAAUCAAAGCAUGGCCUUCUUCCCUAAUAUAAACUGCAGGUAUUACAGUGCACUCUAUAUGUAACAUAUGUUUUCUACAUUGCUGUGUAACGUAAACAUUAAAACAAUCUUAUUUUG